Messenger RNA from Cuscuta europaea, 1264 nucleotides. The record is from the annotation of a GenBank genome assembly. Lineage: Eukaryota; Viridiplantae; Streptophyta; Magnoliopsida; Solanales; Convolvulaceae.
CCCAAACCCGCCCCAUAUCAGGCCCGUUUCAGUUGCAUGCUGCACGUCCAGACCCGGUCAGUUCAAACCCUCUGGACUCCGGUGAGCCCGACCACCAUCUAUCAGAUGCAAGCUGAGGCCAUCGCCGCGGAGUGCGUCUCCUUCAACUUCCCGAUGGCUGAUGGAAAUGAUGAAAGCGCUAUGGAAGUUGCUUACCAGACAGACACAAAUACAGACGAGAAACAAAAGCGGGAGGGGAAGUCGAGAUCAGUUGUCUGGCAGCAUUUCACGAAGCUCAUGAAGGAGGACGGGACAUAUGAGAAAUGCAAGUGCAGCCACUGUAACAAGGUUUUUGCUUGCUCAAGCAGGUCUGGGACCACCAAUUUAUUACGCCACCUAACUGAGGGUGGCUGCCCGGUCGUGAAGCUCGACAAAAAGGGUUGCUCAGAGCGGAAGGCGGUUUCUUUACCAUGGAAGUAUGAUCAUCAAGCACCCAUUGAACAGUCAGUUGAUACGCAUGAGGAGGUAUUGCCCGUGGGGAUGCCUUAUGUUUGCUCAAAUGGUGAAUUUGUGGGCCCUUCUUAUGGUAAAAGUCCCAAGACACCAUCUGGGAAGUCUCAAACUAGUGGAGGAGAUGCAUGGAUGAAUGAGUUGAAGGCUUGUUUAAGUAGCAUCAGUAAACUCAUUAAUGAGCAUCUUCCAAAAGGUACGUGCUUAAAGACUUCACUGGACAUAGGUGGUCCUGACACUUCGAUAUUUACUGCCAUAAAGUGUUUGAAUGAGAUGGAAGACAUCCCCCAAUCAAGCGCCAUGUAUCUAGAUGCCCUUGACAUCCUAAGGGAUCCUGAAGAAAGGGAAUGUUUUGUCUGUUUGAACCCGGAGCCACGUAGAAGAUGGCUUCAGAGGAUGUUGCAUCGCUAUCAUCCCUUAAACUAUAAUGAUCACAUUUGAUGAUGUAUAUAUCAAAUGUGUAAAACCUGACAAACCGGGGACUGCAUAGCUCUUGGAAGGUUGUGAAGUCUUGCUUCUACGGGUUAAGACUUAUGAAUAUCGUCCAAAAAAAUAAAACAGGCAAUCCCUUUGAACAGAUUUCUUUCCCUCACCAGUUCUUGAACUGUUCCUCACCAUGACUAGUUAACAUAUAUGAGUAUUAGCUUAACAAUGCAAAACUGGUGAAUCUCAUGGAUAUGCUAAUAUUUGACGGCUUAGUGCUCUGUAGCAGAAUAGCAAACCAAAUGUUAUUGGAAAUGUGAAGAAGUGUUUGCUCUUCAUAAUUUGCUCGCCC